Messenger RNA from Symbiodinium sp. CCMP2456, 357 nucleotides. Lineage: Eukaryota; Dinophyceae; Suessiales; Symbiodiniaceae. The record is from the annotation of a GenBank genome assembly.
GCCAUUGCGGAGUACUUGUGCCAGUGCGGGGCACGCGUGGUUAUCACUGACCUUCCGUCCAACCAGGAGAGCCUACGCGACUUUGCGAAGAGCGAAGGAAUUCUUGAGGGCCCGGUAGGCGACCUCGCAGAUGAGGCCUUCUGUGCCCGGCUGCUGGACGAAGCGCUGCGUCUGGCGGGCCCGGGGGGACUCGAUGGCUUGGUGAACAAUGCUGGCAUCGGCCUCUUCACGGCCGUGCUCGGAGGAACUGAUCCGGCGGAGGUCCAGCGCUGCUUUGCUGUCAAUGCAGCUGCACCUUUACGUCUGGCGCAGCUCUUUGCGAAGGAUCGGGUCGCACAAGGACGGCCUGGAGCGAUU